AGACGGAAAAGCAUCAGCUGUGCAGAGCCUGAAACACCUUGAAGUGCUGGGAGUGACAAUGGGGGCAUUUCUGCGCAAGCUGGGAUUGUCAUCUCAAGAUGGCUCACCUUUGGAGAUGGCCGCCCUGGGCCGACCUUUCCAGGUGGGGAUGCUCUAUGACUGUCGCACUGAUUCACUCAUUCCAGAUGUCACUCUAUGGGACUGGGAAAACCUCAAGAAAGACCUCAAAAUUAAACCCCAGAACAACACGCAGGUCAACAUCAUCACUUUGGACUCCUCGGAUGAGAAAACUUCCACCUUAAAUAUGACAGCCUCCCUUAAAGCGAGCUUCUUGUGUGGCUUGAAUGAGGUUGGUGGAGCUGCCAAGUACCUCAAUGACACCAAAUCAUCCAAACGACAGUCCAGGGUCACCCUGCACUACAGCACAACCACCAGAAUGGAGCAGCUCAGCAUGAGCCACUUGGGGAAUCAGAAUGUCGUUUAUCCAGAAGUGUUUGAGCAGAAAUCAGCCACCCAUGUUGUCACAGGCGUGUUGUAUGGAGCUCAGGCUUUUUUUGUAUUUGAUCAAUGGGACUCUAAAGAGGAAGAGAACCGAGAUAAUAAAGGAAAAUUAGAAACAUUAAUUAAAAAAUAUAUUUCUGUAGAUGGUAAAAGAGCCCUAAAAAUGACAGAUUCUGACAAGGAAACCGCUGAUCAUCUUAACUUCACAUUCUAUGGUGAUUUUCUCCUUGAUCACAAUCCUACAAGCUUUCUGGAUGCCAUGCAGAUUUACAACAAUUUGCCAAGGCAUAUUGACGAAGAUGACAAGCUAGCUGUGCCCGUCCAGGUCUGGUUGUACCCACUGAAACAUCUCAACUCACAGGCUGCUCAGCUGGUACAAGAGAUCAGUGUGGCACUCGUGUCCAAAUCUCAGGAGGUCCUGGAGGAAUUAGACGAGCACAUCAUGAGGUGUAAUGACAUCAUUAAGGACGGUGUUGUCAAUAACUUUACUAUUAUUAGGAAAAAUGCAAAUGACUUCAAAUCAAUACUUAAUCAAUUUAAAUAUACCUUCCAAAAAGAACUGGCAAGGGUCUUGCCAAAUAUCAGGGGGGGUGACGCAAGUGAAGGAGAGCUGGCCAACAUUCUGAAGAAGAAGGAAGAGUCGCCAUUUAAGAAGUGUGUCAUAGCAACAUGGCUGGAUAAAAGAGAAAAGGAAAUCACUAUGCUCAGAAGUUUCUUUAAUCGAAUUAAAGAAAUGAAACUUGAUAUUGUUAUAAAUGACCUGGAUACAUUAAUUUACAAUACUAGUAUUAAAAAUAUUGUGUGCUUCACUUUCACUUCACUCCAUGUGUGUCAGCCAUACAUGUCAGAAAUGAAACGCUAUCUUCAAGCCCCUUCUAGGAAGUCCUCAUAUCAUCUGUCAGAGCCAAGUGAAGAGUUAAUCAUCCAGAAUUUCAGACAGCAUUCUCAGCGCUUCAUCGAGUUUGCGGAAAUUAACCAAAGCAGCAAGACAACGAAAUUUCUCGUCCACUCCAUCCCUGAUGUAAAAUAUUUUGGGGCAACAAUCUAUUUGUAUAAAUGUGGGUGUCUCAUCAACCAGAACUUUCAGCUUCCAUCGAAACCUGAGACUCUUGUGGUUGACUCCCAGACAGAAGACAGUGUAACCCUAAAGUUAAGACCACCAAAGUGUGACUUAGAAGGGUACAGAGUGGAGUAUAAGCGACUAGAAGAUGAGGAGUGGAAGACUGUGAACAUAACUGAUAAAAUUGUACAAUUUAGAAUCACAAAGUUACGUCCAACUUCAACAUAUCAACUCAGACACAGAGCCGUUUGUGAUGUUGGUGUGAGUCAGGCCAGUGAUACAAUUGAAGUGAGGACACUGCCUGUUAAAAAGCCUUUGGGAAGACAUAUUAUAAAUUGUAAGGAGAUUAAAGAUGGAAAAUCUAGACUUUACCUUUUGCCUUUGAAAUCACAGUUCAUAAAUACUGUGAAGAAGAUAGAAACAUGUCCCUUUGAAAACAGAACAUCCAUCAAACCUUCAAAAACAAUUAUGGUCCUUGGAGCAACAGGUUCUGGCAAAUCCACCCUGAUCAAUGGAAUGGUCAACUACAUCUUAGGUGUCCAGUGGGAGAAUGACUUCCGGUUCAAGUUAAUCCAUGAAGAAACAUCUAGAAGUCAAGCUGAAAGCCAGACAUCUGCUGUCACUGUCUAUGAAAUGAAUUACCAGGAUUGUUUCAAGGUCCCAUACUCCUUCACUGUAGUCGACACGCCGGGUUUUGGAGAUGCCAGAGGAAUUGAUCAGGACAAACAAAUCACUGAGCAGAUACGAGAAUGUUUUUCAUCUCCACAGGGGGUCCAACACAUUACCGCAGUGUGCUUUGUAGUUCAGGCUUCCCAAGCUCGACUGACACACACACAGAAGUACAUCUUUGACUCCAUUUUGUCCAUUUUUGGUAAAGACAUAGCCAAUAACAUCCUAGUCUUGAUCACAUUUGCAGAUGGACAGCGUCCACCAGUUCUGAAUGCCAUCACGGAGUCUAACAUACCAUUCCCCAAAGAUGAGAAAGAGAGUCCUUUAUUUUUCAAAUUUAAUAAUUCAGCACUUUAUGCUAAUAAUGACGAGACUAAUAGCAGUGAUGAUCAGAUGUUUGACAAAAUGUUUUGGGACAUGGGUGCAAACAACAUGGAGGGGUUUUUUAAGGCUUUAGAGAAGAUGGAUGAUGAAAGUUUGGAGACGGUAGUGGAAGUAUUGCGGCCUAAAAUCAGUACUGCACUGAGUAAACGUGAAGAAAUUAGACAAACCCGUGAUAUUUCAGAUAAGCAUAUUACUGACAUAGAGAGCAACAAGGAUUUUGAGUAUGAAGUGGAUGUAACUGAGACAAAAACAGAGAGCAUUGCAGGCACCGGCAAGUUCAUCACUAACUGCCAGAAAGGCAACUUCACCUGUCAUUAUCCGUGUUCUUUAUCAAAUGAUGAGGAUAAGAUCAGAUGUUCUGCUAUGAAGGACGGGGUCCGCACUGUUUGUCCUGGUAAGUGUUCACGGAAUAUUCGCUCCGACCAACAGCACAGAUUCAUCUCUGAAGCUAAAAAAGUCAAAAAGAUGUUUGAUGAGCUUAAGAAGAAAUACGAACAAGCACAAGGGGAAUUGAUGACAACUGAACAACUGUCUGAGUGGUUUUGUCAUGAACUGGAGACUUUGAUAAAGCUGAAUUACAAACUCCGUAAGGAGUCUCAUGAAAGUAUAAAACGACUUGAAGAAAUUGCCCUCAGACGAAACCCGCUCUACUUUCUAGGGAACAUUGAGCUCCUCAUUCAGACUAAAAAACAAGAAGCAAAGCUGGAAUGGAUGGAGCGAAAUAAGGAACUGCAGGAAGUGAAGGAAAGGGCAGAAAUAAUAACAAGUCUCAUUAGAAAUGAAGAACUCUCACUAAGUGUCGAAAAGAAGAGUCAAAAGAGAAAAUCGCCAGAGUCAAAGUGCCAACAUAUUAAGAAACUUUUAAAAGAGACCUUUUGAAAAAAAAAAAAAAAACUGAAUACUGAAUGAAUUUAUUUUGGACCUUUGUUAACACUCAACUGAUGAAAUCUGUUAAGAGAAUAUGAUUUUAUUAUGAAGUAAUCAAGAAUUUUAUUAAUCUCUCUUUUUAUUCUAACUACUUUGCUAAAAGCAUUUUUGUAAGAAAGCACAGUAUUGAACUGUAACAUUGACGAUUUUUAUUUUACUGUAACUUCUGAUCUCUAUAAAAGUACAGUAACUUGUCUAACCACAAAAAGAGGAAAUGUUAGUACAGUAGAGACAGCAGACCACCAAUUAAACUAGCAAAAUUGAAAGUUGUCACCACAAUAAGGCAGUCUACCAGGAUGAAUGUGAAGGACAAAGUGGGCAUUGCCCUUUCGCCUAGGCAUUUAGAGGCACACAAGGUCUUUUAGGACAGCAGAUUUAAUUUAGAAAUUCAGCUGUACUUCCCAAGCUGCAUUCCUAAGUGAACGGCUGAACUGCACCUUGUACCAACACUUUGGUCAGCUCUGUUCUACAUCUGAUAACAAAAAGGUGGAAAUCAGAGCUGAGCGGGCACCUCGUAGAAACUCCUUCACACAAAAAGGCACCCAAAAUGACAUUCAUUUUAAGCUGAACUGUGACUGGAUAUGAUGGACAAAAUAAGGCACCUAUAAGGCAACAUUGGAGAUGUGUAACUGGAAGUUGAUGAGCUGCCCAUUUUUGGGGAGCUGAAAGCUGAUCAUCCACUCUUUUAUGGUUGAGAGGCUAUCAAUUCUCUGUGGAGCAAAAAGCUCACAAACUUUCUUUGUACUGGAAGAUAAUAUCCAUAAAGCCUCGGAGCUGGAUGAGUUGAAUGAGCUCCAAGAUCAACUCUGCCGAGCCAAACUCUGGGCAAGAGACUGAGCUCAGUCUGAGAAGACUGAUUAGAAGUCAUAACUUCAAGAAGGGAACUUCAGUGCCUACACUCUUCUGUCAGAAAGUACCUUAAAACAAGCUGUGAAAGGCAGCAUCACACCACACCUCGGACAAAGGACCAUGUAUUUUUUAUGCUUCACAAGAUGAGAUUAGAUGGAGUUGGUCUCGUGGACAGCUGAGACACCUGCCUUCAUUUCAUCUUCUCAGGGAGCUGCAUGGUGCCUUAAUCAGGUGGUGGUGGUGGCAAUGGUUGUCAUCACAGAAGAACCAGAGAAAAUAACAAAGAAAAUUGGAGAUUGUGGAUCCCUGAAGAAUAUGAUAAUUCUCUGCCCAUAUAGUCUAUUAGGAAUACAACUAAUAUGUAGCUACGAUAAAGCCAUAUUAAAAUAGUGAGUUUUCAGCACUUUUUUUUAAAUGUCCCACGGAAUUAGCUUGGCAAAUUUCUAUAGGUAAAGUAUUCAGAUUUUAGGUGCAUAACAGCAGAAGGCCACCUCAACACCUCUUUUAAUCUUGACUCUUGGAAUUAUAAGCAGACCACCAUUCAAAGAUCUGAGGUUACAACUUGGAGUGUUAGGAGGACAGGCAUUCCAAACUUUAGGACGGCGCAGAUUAUUUAAAGCUUUAUAAACCAGAAGAAGAAGUUAAAGUCAAUUCUGAAUGACCCAGGCAACUGAGGUAAUGACGCUAAAACUGGUGAGACGUGCUCAAAUUUUGUUAAGAUUCUGGCUGAUCCAUUCUGCACUCAUUACAAUCGGUUGAUGUCUUUCUCAGGUAUUCCUGUUAGGAGAGAAUUACAGUAAUCUAGUCAACUAAAAGUAAAAGCUUGAACUAAUUUUUCAGUGUCUUCUAAAUCAAUUAUUGUUAUAACUUUUGCUUUAUUCUUUAAGUGAAAUAAUGCAGUCGUAGUAAUCUGGUUAAUGUGUGAUUUAAUGUUUAGGUCAGAGGCGAUGUUAACCCCUAACGUCUUUACUUCCGAUCAAGGUUAUUUCCAGUAUCCUCGCUAUAUCCAUGUUUGUCAAUCACUAAGAUUUCUGUUUUUUCCUUUUUAGUGUAAGAAAGUGACUACUCAUCAAAUCUGAAAUAACUGCUAAGACAUUGGAUCAGACAGCCAAGAGCACAGGUGUCAGACUCCGGUCCUCAAGGGCAACAGUGGCUGCAGAUUUUCAUUCUAACCGUCUUCUUCAUUAGUGAGCCGUUUUUACUGCUAAUUAACUUCUUUUGCUUUAGUUUUAAUUAACUUGACUCAGGCCCCUUAGUUGUCUCUUUUUCCUUAAUUAGUAGCCAAACAAUAAGGAGACAUCAAACAAGCCACCACAUGACCACCUCACCUGUGCCCAUCACACAAUAUCUGAAAAUAAAGAAAGGUGAAGGUCUCAGUAAGGUUGAUCUCUCAGGUCACCAAAACAUUUUGACGGUGUUCUUAGAAAAAACAGAAAAAUCGACAAAUUUGAGAAUAUCUGUUGUGGUAGAAUGAAUUGAAUUAAAUAAUGGGCUUAAUUAACAGCUUCUCAUUAAUAGACAUUUUGGAGUGAAAUUUGUUGGAGUUUGAAAUCCCAGUUCAGCUGGUCAUCUUUUGGCUCGUUUCACACCUCAUUUCUGUUUGGGUGCCAUUUAAUGAAGAAACAAAUCAAUUCAGAGGACUGAAUCCUUAAAAACAGGGCUAUUGAAAUGAAGGGAAAAGGAGCUAAUUAGCAGUGAAAACUACUCACUGAUUAGGAAAAGGGUUAGAAUGAAAACCUGUAGCCACUGCGGCCCUCCAGGCCCAGAGUUCGACACCCCUGUCCAAGAGCAUCAUUGUUGAAAAGGCAGUAUAUUAUUUAUGUGUUGUAUCCCUUUAAUUAGUUGUCUUCCACCUUGAUUUAUUAGUUAUUGUGAUUGGCCUGUGCUGAGUUGGAACUUGGCCAAUCACAGGGCUUCAGGGCUUGAACCUUAUGGAUUGUUUGGUGGCGUCUGAGCAGUAGAGUAGGAGCUUUAUUUGUUAUAUGUGAAUGUUUGCGCAAUUAUUUAUAAAGUAAGUGGAAUUUAAUUGUUUGUCCUUAAAGUAUAUUGUUUGUGUUUAAAUUUGUAAUUUGGAUAUAUAUUUAAUACAGUUUCUAAAAUAUAGACGUUUCAGGAAGCUAAAGUAUAGUUGAACAGACGCUAUUUGGAGUUUCAUACAUAUUCUUUGUUAUAGAAUUACAGUAUUAUGGUUUCCUCAUGUAUAAUAUGUAUAUAUGUUAAGAAUAAUUACUUAUUUAAUUUUAGUAAAUGCUUUAUAGUUUAGCGUUCUAGUAAUUUCCUGAUAUUGAUGUUAUCUUGAGUGUAGUAUGCCAUCUACUGGAUAAAUAAAGUAUCUGUUAAUGACUAAUGUUAACAUUGGCAAACUGAAGAGAAAGAAACUGUGAUAGCUAAUUUAUGUUUAUUAUUUUAUUUAGACCAUACCUUCACAUUUGUAUAAGUUUGGAAGAAAUUAAUAAAUAGCAUUUGGACAUCUUCAUCCAUCUCUGA
Molecule: messenger RNA, 6877 nt
Organism: Erpetoichthys calabaricus (reedfish)
Lineage: Eukaryota; Metazoa; Chordata; Cladistia; Polypteriformes; Polypteridae
Molecular function (GO): protein binding; GTP binding
Source: RefSeq, a predicted model, not a curated record